AUGCUUAUUGCUUGAGUAGGUACGUGAAAUCAUUUUUUUUCCUUAUAUGAAUUUAAUCAUUUGCCAAGCAUUCACUUGAUUUUAACCCCAGGAAUGGUCAACUUUGAGUCCACCCUUCCCAGCUUUGAUAAACCACAUCACAUGUACACAUGUUCUCUUUGUGUAAUAAGAGCAAACUUCAGCGGGCUUAAAUGAAAGUUGCACUCCCUAUAAAAAACUUAUAUUUCUUCUUCCAUCUGCACUCCCCGCCUUUCGAUUUCUUUAUUACUGACUAGUGACUGCCAUAUUCUGCACUUUCUUCCAAAAUACUCCAUUAAUGGCGGCACUGGCGAAGCUCGUACUCAAGAGGAGAAACUUCUUCAUUUCCAGAGAAAUUUUGAUCGGAGCUAAAUUCUACACAUCUCAUCCCUUGCCGGAAUCUUCCUUUGCUCAGAGAAUCAGAGAUCUGCCGAAAGAUCUCCCUGGUACUAACAUCAAAAAAGACGCUUCUCAGAUUAUAGGUAAAACACCCCUCGUAUAUCUCAACAAAGUCACGGAGGGUUGUGGUGCAUAUAUAGCAGUCAAACAAGAACAUUUCCAACCAAGCGCUAGCAUUAAAGACAGGCCAGCACUUUCCAUGAUGCUCGACGCAGAAGAAAAAGGCCUAAUUACACCCGGAAAGACAGUGUUGAUUGAGCCGACAUCGGGGAACAUGGGAAUCAGUAUGGCAUUCAUGGCGGCUUUAAAAGGGUACAAGAUGGUUUUAACAAUGCCUUCUUACACAAGCUUAGAAAGGAGAGUAACAAUGCUAGCAUAUGGAGCCGAUUUGGUCCUAACCGACCCAACUAAAGGAAUGGGAGGCACUGUUAAAAAAGCUUACGAUCUUUUGGAAAAAACACCCGAUGCUUUCAUGCUUCAACAGUUCUCUAACCCCGCAAACACCAAGGUGCAUUUUGAAACCACUGGUCCGGAAAUUUGGGAUGACACCAACGGUAAAGUCGACAUUUUUGUGAUGGGGAUUGGUAGUGGAGGAACCGUAUCUGGCGUUGGACAAUAUCUUAAAUCAAAAAAUCCUGACGUUAAGAUUUAUGGACUGGAGCCUGAGGAAAGCAAUGUGCUAAAUGGUGGCAAACCAGGACCUCAUCAAAUAACAGGAAAUGGGGUUGGAUUCAAGCCGGAUAUAUUGGACAUGGAUGUAAUGGAGGAGGUUCUUAUGGUGUCUAGUGAAGAUGCAAUUAACAUGGCCAGAGAAUUGGCCUUAAAAGAAGGACUUAUGGUUGGAAUAUCAUCUGGAGCAAAUACUGUUGCAGCAUUAAAACUUGCUCAAAGGCCAGAAAACAAAGGCAAACUUAUUGUGACAAUUCAUGCAAGUUUUGGAGAGAGGUAUUUAUCAUCUAUUUUGUUUGAGAAGUUGAGGAAAGAAGCAGAAGAAAUGCAACCAGUUUCAGUUGAUUAAUUGAUUUGUUAUGUUUAAAGAUGAUGAGCAAUGUAAUAUUUAUGUUUCCCAAACUGAUAAACUCAAUACCAUUUAUCGUGAAUUUUCCAGUUUCAUAUAAAAAACAUGCCAAACAGCCAAUGAUUGAGGUCCAUGUGGGUGAGAAAAUCAGAAAAAUACAUAAUUAAGUAAUGGAGCAGUCAUAUAGGGUAGUCACAAUAAUAAUGGUAAUGUUAUAUUCGAACUAUGGUAUAUGCUAGGAUUGCUCAUGACAUUUCAUCAAGGUUAAAUGAAAGAAAUAGCAAU
This is a messenger RNA of Lactuca saligna, 1720 nucleotides long. The record is from the annotation of a GenBank genome assembly. NCBI's taxonomy places the organism in Eukaryota, Viridiplantae, Streptophyta, Magnoliopsida, Asterales, Asteraceae.